This is a messenger RNA of Striga asiatica, 2843 nucleotides long. Lineage: Eukaryota; Viridiplantae; Streptophyta; Magnoliopsida; Lamiales; Orobanchaceae. The record is from the annotation of a GenBank genome assembly.
GCUUACUCUGUUAAAUGAUACCAAAUUUCGAAAAAAUUGAGUGUAAUGAUUUUGUAAGUAUGGUUAGUCCUAGAAUUCCCAUGCUUCGUGUAUUGACUAUUUCUGUCUAUUUUGUGUUCACCAUUUUUCUGCUUAUAUUGUUCGGUUGUUUUUCCAUCUCAUCCGCACGUACUGAAAACGUAAAUGUAGGUGCAUUGAUCAACUAUGAUAGUCGAAUUGGCAAAGAAAUGAAAACGGCUUUAAAAUUAGCCGGUCAAAAGUUCAACAAGUCCUCUAACCGUGCUUUUCUUCAUUUCAAGAAUCCUCGUGAAAGUCCAAUCGAGGCACUGUAUGCAGCCGAGGAGCUCGUUAAAGAGAAAAAUGCACAAUUCAUCGUCAGCACGGGCACAUGGGCCGAAACUGCUUUAGUCGCUACCUAUGGAAACCGAACAAAAGUACCGAUAAUCUCAUUUGCCGGGCCCACAAUCGAAAAAUCAAUCGUAGAACAACAAUGGCCCUUCCUAGUUCACAUUUUCCCAGACACAAAACAGCAGAUCAAAUGCAUUGCAGAUAUAAUCACCACUUUUCACUGGCGAAAAGUCGUAGCAAUUUAUGAAGUCGACGAUUCGGGUGCUUUUAGUCUGUUAUCAGAUGCGUUGUCAGCCGUUGGCGUUGAAAUCGAGCACCGUUUGGUUCUCCCGCCUUUUUCCUCUUUAUCCGACCCUAAUACCUUCGUUCGCCAAGAAGCUCAAAAACUGUUGACCAAACAAGCCCGCGUUUUUGUAGUUCUUAAGACAUCACUUGAAAUGAGUGUUGUUUUAUUUAAGGAAGCGAAUGAGUUGGGUCUUGUUCAGAAAGAUUCCGCAUGGAUAAUAUCGGACCCUUUAGCUGGUCUAUUGGAUUCUGUUAACUCGUCGGUUAUUUCCUCAAUGGAAGGUUCUAUAGGUGUAACGACCCAUUUUUCCGAAAACGGGAGACUAUUUCGAGAGUUCAAGCAAAACUUCCGGCGAAUUUUCCGGUCAGAUUAUCCGGAGGAAGAUAAUUUCGAGCCGAGUGUAUUCGCUUUGCGGGUAUAUGAUGUCAUGAAUGCCAUCAUAAUGGCUGCUAAGAAAUCAAACAGUGGCGAGUCGAAUUUAGAAGCUUUGUUAUCGACUGACUUCGCGGGUUUGAGUGGGCGUAUUAGCUUCGAUGGUGGAGAGUUAAUAGUACAACCGUUUGCCCUCAAAAUCGUGAAUGUGGUGGGUAAAAAGUAUAAAGAGGUGGGGAUUUUAUCAUCGAAUACUGAGGAAAGACCAGUAAAGUGGUAUGAAUUUGAUUUGAUAAACUGGCCAGGGGACUUGAGGAGGGUCCCAAAGGGUUGGUCCAUGCCUAAUGAAGCUAAGCCACUAAGAAUCGGAGUACCCGGUAGAACUUCUUUCGAGAAAUUCGUGAAGGUGACUGGAAAUUCAAGUAUACAUAGUUAUAGCUAUUCGGGGUUUUGUAUCGAUAUUUUCUUCGAGGUGGUGAAGAUUGUAGAGAACGAUUACCCUCUUCCUUACGAAUUUGUGCCUUUCCUAGGGACUUAUGACGAGCUAGUUAAUUGUGUUGCUAACAAGACAUUUGAUGCCGUUGUUGGGGAUGUUACGAUACUCGCGAACCGGUCGAGUUUUGUGGAGUUCACUCAGCCGUUCACCGAGUCAGGGCUAACGAUGUUGGUGACUGUCAAUUCCCGAGCUCGGAACACAGCCUGGAUAUUUAUUAAGCCUUUUAGCGGUGGAAUGUGGGCUGUUACUGGUGCUGUUUUCCUGUAUACGGUUCUAAUCGUCUGGCUUUUGGAGCGUGAAAUGAAUCCCGAAUUCGAAGGGCCGUGGUGGAAUCAGUUGAACACCGCUCUCUGGUUCACGUGUUGUUCGCUUUUCUUUGCUCACAGGGAGAAGGUAUACAACAACUACACUCGUAUAGUUGUGCUCGUGUGGCUCUUUGUGGUGCUCGUCCUGACAUCGAGCUACACCGCCAGCCUGUCGUCACUGCUCACCGUGCCCCGCAUCACACCGAGCAUCUCGGAAAUCCAGCUGUUGAAGGACCAAAACGCAAAAAUCGGGUGUGAUGGGGAUUCGUUUGUCCGCAAAUACUUGGAAAACGUGCUCGGUUUUCAUCCGGACAACAUCAGGACUGUCGACAGUGAAUACAAAUAUCCAAAGGAAUUCGAGACGGGCAACAUAUCCGCAGCUUUUCUCGAGCUUCCUUAUCAGAAGGCUUUCCUUAAUCACUACUGCACGGGAUACACUGUCUCUGGCAACACGUCUAGUGUUGCUGGAGACAGAUUCGGAGGACUGGGUUUCGUAUUCCAGAAAGGGUCGCCUAUAACGGAAGAUGUCUCCCGAGCAAUUUUGACCCUAUCAGAAAACGGGAAGCUGAAGGAGCUGGAGCUCGAGUAUAUUUCUCCUACACGAAAGUGCGUGCAGAAUGCGGAUAUGAUGGAAAACUUGAGCUGGGAAAGCUUUUGGGCACUCUUCAUUUUCUCUGUUGGGACUUCUGCAAUUUGUUACCUGCUCUUUUCUGUUCACCAGCUUUACGAGCAGUGGCACCGGGAAUAACAAGGGUAGCUAGCUGCACAUUGGUAUAAAAAAUGGAACUUCCUUGUGAACAAUAGCGAAAAAUUCAUUUAGGAAUAUUCUGUACAGUGUUGGAAAGGUAGUUAUAGGUAGGAGAUACUUGUAAUCAUAUACAAGUGUACAUGUAAGGUUAAUAAAAGAGCUGGGUUCAGCUUGUUCACAGCCAACAAUAUACAUGUAAGGUUAUUAAAAGAGAAAAGUAAAGGUUGUAACCUAACCUAUAUGCGAUAAACGCUUGUACUGCGUUUAGCAAAUACAUAUCGAUUCGAG